This is a messenger RNA of Cyprinus carpio (common carp), 1792 nucleotides long. RefSeq lists its product as uncharacterized. Gene Ontology annotation, molecular function: protein tyrosine kinase binding; MHC class II protein binding. Lineage: Eukaryota; Metazoa; Chordata; Actinopteri; Cypriniformes; Cyprinidae. The record is from RefSeq and is a predicted model, not a curated record. Gene Ontology annotation, cellular component: membrane raft; external side of plasma membrane. Gene Ontology annotation, biological process: T cell activation; positive regulation of ERK1 and ERK2 cascade; interleukin-15-mediated signaling pathway.
GUUUUCAUUUAUUAAUAUAUAACAUAAUGAUCAGAUGUUCUUGUGUUUCAGGUAUAAGUGGAGUGAAUGAGACUCAUGUGUUCAUCAGUUCUGGUGAAAAUGUCCAUCUGUCCUGUAAUAAUGCUCUUCAUGACUGUACAUCAACUACAUGGAACUAUAACGGAUUCAGACAUUCAGCAGCAGUUGAGCUGAUUGGUUUAGGGAUAAAGAAGAAAGACACAGAGAGUCAUGAGAGACUGAGUCUGGGGUCUGACUGCUCUCUGAACAUCAACAACAUCUCAACAGAAGAUUAUGGAUCUUACAUCUGCCAACAAUGGACUGGUGUGAAUAGAGACAAACAACAAGGAACUGAUGCUCAUGUUUUUCUGCAUGUUCUUCAUGUCUCAUCCUCACAGACUGAGAUCAGUGCAGGUCUCUCUGUGACUCUCUUCUGUCAGUUGUAUUCAUAUACUGGAGUCUCUUGUGAUGAUUUGAUCCGUUCUGAGAGAAUUCAGCUGUUCUGGGUGAAUCAGACUGGCGUUAAACUGACGAGAUCAGACUCCAGAUAUCAGAUAUCAUCCUCAUCAGAUCACUGUAUCAUCACUCUGAAUACAACACUCCUGAAUGAAGAUGACAACAGAGAGUGGAGAUGUGAAGUUACUCAGAGAGAUCAAGUCAAGACCUCAGUCACAUACACUGUCAAGAGUUCAGCUCAAGCUGAUUCAACGGCAGCAGGGAUUACUACACGAGAGAUUGUGAUUGUGAUUGCUGUCUGCGCUUCAUUCGUUCUUCUUCUUCUUGCUCUGAUUCUUUGGAUGAUGAUUCGUAAGAAAAGAUGCGGUGUCAGAAGAGCGACUGAUGACUCUGUGGAUCCAUCAUCCAGAGCUGGGACCAACUCAUUGUUUUGUGAGUCACAAGUAAAUCUUGAGUCUCUGCAUUCAAGUCCCGAGUCAAGACAGACAAGUCCAAGUCAAGUUGAGCAGACAGAUGAUGUGACUUAUACUGAAGUUACUGCGUUCAGUAAAAACAGAGCCAAAAAGAACAAGGUUCACUGUGAUGAUAAAGUGACUUACGCUUCCAUCGGAGGAGCAAAAGCUGGAGCUCAGGAAGACUGCAGUCAACUUUACGCUUCUGUGAACAAGAACCGUCACAAAUCAGGCAAAUAAUCAUACAAUAAUCACACCAGCAGAGCAAUAUGAGCCGUAUAUAAUUUACUCCUAAUGGUUUCAUUCAGUGCCAUUAUAUUUAUGUCCAAUGUCUUUUACGUGUUCAGAAACAAGUGAGUUAUUGUUUUUUUUUGUACAGUAUCUGUCUGUGUCUUUAUUAUUAAUUCAGGCUCUGUUUGCACAAAGUCUAGAAAAUAGAGGACAGUUUUACUCUCUUAGAUCAUUCUUAUUAAAUCACUGAUAAUCUCAAGUGAUUAAUUAACAGCUUGCACUAAUGAUGAGAACAGGCAAAGCUACAUGAUGUAAGGGUUUAUCACAAUAUGACAGGAAUGAUCAUUUGGUUUUUGAACCGUUUGAGCAGCUGCUUUCAGCAAUGCUUGUAAUCUUAUAUUUCAUGUGUCAGUAAUAGUACACUUAUACACUAAGGCCUGGUUUCACAGACAGCUUAAGUCAGGACUACACUGAAAAAAAUGAGUGUAAGUUUAACUUUAUAAUAUUUUAAAAUGCUACAGAGAAAAAAAUAACUGUUAAUAACAUUAAGUUUCUGUACUACAUACAGGGAAAAACUGUGAAAGAUCUAACCAGACAUUCCAUGUCAUUUUACAGUAAAAUGCUGUUAAUUGUACAGUCUUUAUAAGUAAAAAAAA